AUGAGUUUACCAACAUUUGCUUGUUUACCUUCAUUCUUAGAAUUCGAUCCAUCAAACCAUUCUCAACAAAAACCGCAACCAUCAUCAUCAACAUCAGAAUUCAAUGAAUCUACUCAGCCUAACAUCGGGCCACAUUCGCCUGCUCGAGUUGCUUAUUACUUUCCAAAAGGUGUAGGAGAAUACCAUUUCGGGAAAGGUCAUCCAAUGAAACCACAUCGACUUACAAUCCUAAAUCAUUUGGUCGCUGGUUAUGGAUUACAUAAUCAUAUGGAAUUUCAUUCACCUAGACCAGCUUCACGUGAAGAACUUGAAGUGUUUCAUUCAGCUCCAUACUUAGAUUUCCUAGAAUUAAAUAAUAUACGAACCUUACCAGAUCAAAAAGUAGAAGGAGGUCAAUCUUUAAGUUUAGGACCUCAUAAUACAGGUGAAGAUUGUCCAAUGUUUGAUGGAAUUUAUGAAUUUUGUUCAAAAUAUGCGGGUGCAAGUUUAAUGGCAGCAAGAAAAUUAAAUUCUGGUACAUCUGAUAUCACUAUAAAUUGGUCUGGUGGAUUACAUCAUGCGAAAAAAUCAGAAGCUUCUGGGUUUUGUUAUGUGAACGAUAUCGUUCUGGCUAUCAUCGAAUUACUUAGAAUUCAUCCUAGAGUACUGUAUAUUGACAUAGAUAUCCAUCACGGAGACGGAGUCCAAGAAGCAUUUUACUUAUCAAAUCGAGUUUGCACAGUAUCAUUUCACAAAUACAAUGGCGAAUUUUUCCCGGGUACAGGCACGAUAGAUGAAAUAGGAUAUGGAUUAGGAAAAAACUUCAGUUUUAAUUUACCAUUGUCAGAUGGAAUAGAUAAUGAAAGUUACAUAAAUUUAUUUCGAUCCACAAUCGAACCGAUUAUGAAUUGUUUUAAACCAAGUGCGAUUGUGCUACAAUGUGGUGCUGAUUCUUUAGGUGGUGAUAGAUUAGGUGGUUUCAAUAUCUCAAUUGCUGCUCAUGGAGAAUGUGUUAGAUUUAUGAAAUCGUUCAGGAUACCUUUAUUGGUUUUAGGUGGUGGUGGUUAUACGCCAAGAAAUGUAGCAAGAUGUUGGACAUAUGAAACAUCAGUUUUAGUAUCAGAUACGUGUCCAACAAUACCUAAUACAUUACCUUCAACACCAUACGAUUCAAUCUUCAAAGAUGAACCAAAACUUCAUGUGAAUUUAGUCACUAAAGUAGAUAAUACGAAUAAUCGAAAAACAUUAGAAACUUUAAGGAUUGGAAUUUUAGAAAGAUUAAGGUAUAUGCAUGGAGCACCAAGUGUCCAAAUGCAAGAAAUCCCUCCUGGCUUAUCUGAUUGGUUAGAAAGCGAAUCUGAAAUGUUAGAAAAAGAUAAAGAAAGAGUUCAAGAUUUUAGAAGAUCAAAGUCUAAAUCAACAGGAGUUUUAUUAGAUUAUUUUCCAAACAAUAAUCAACCACCACCACCAAGACGAAAUAGUAGAUCAGGUUCAGUUUCUUUACAUCAAUUCAACCUUCAUGAACUUUCUAGUGGGAUUAAAGGUAUGCCAGUGGCUAGAACUAGAGCUAGUUAUGCUUUGAAUUCUAGGGAUGUUAGUCGUAGAAAUACGAUUGUAAAAGAAGCGGGAGCCAAUCUUACUGGAAAUCUCAAUCAGAAUCAGACAGGAGAUGGGGAUGGAAAUGGUGGUGGAAAUAAAAAUGAAAAGAAUGUGGAUUCUAUGGACUUGGAUUUGUGAUCGAUGAACAAAAGACAAAAUAUAAAAGUAUGCAGAAAUUUAUUAGAAUUGGAAUUUGUUUUGGUAUGCUAAUUGUAGGGAUUGGAUUUUAAGAUCUGAAGUGGUUUAUGUUAUCUAAGUCUUUUUUUCGUUUUUAUCAUUGUAAUUCUAAGCUGAGCAGAAAAAAAAUGUAAUCAAAAUUAUGUUUCAGGAAUGUGAUGUGAUUAUCAAGAGGGGUUCAAAUUUUUC
Messenger RNA from Melampsora larici-populina 98AG31, 1944 nucleotides. RefSeq lists its product as uncharacterized. NCBI's taxonomy places the organism in Eukaryota, Fungi, Basidiomycota, Pucciniomycetes, Pucciniales, Melampsoraceae. Gene Ontology annotation, molecular function: histone deacetylase activity. The record is from RefSeq and is a predicted model, not a curated record. The transcript has 5 exons. Bases 1 to 1716 code for a protein of 571 amino acids.